UCAGGCAGUUAGGCUUCAGACGAGAGGACGGAGCCUGAGGCCGAAUCCAAAGUUUAAAUUUUAAUGUUUCGAAAAGGGCCUAGGUCAAGUUAAUAAAGAACGGUUGGUGGCGCUGUGUUAAGUUCCCGGUAUUUUUUUCAGAAACUUGAAAAUGUUAAGUUUUGGUAAACAUCGUAAAGUCUUCAAUUCCAGGUCUGUUCGUAACAAUGAUGAUCGUGAUAAAUGCUUCAUUUCUAUGAGAUUUCACACCUCGUUUCCUUCGUCCACAGUGUUCGCAGGAACACGUCCUUACUGAGGUGAAGGUGCUAACUGGUUGGAGAACAGAGCUAUUUUAUCAUGGCUGACCAACCUUCGCCGUCAGCAGCAGCUGUGCAUAGAAUCUCUAGACUGAAGGUGGCUGUUGCAUGCACCGUCAUCCGUACUAAGCCAAGUCACUUGACGGCCAAACAGUUUGCAGAGAGCUUGGGGCAGAAGGAAAGGAAGACACAAUCUGAUUGGAAGAGCAGAGCAACGGAACUGGAGGCAGAGCUACUGAGGACAAGACAGCAGUUAGCCAUGACGAGGCUGAGGGAGGAAGGACACUUCCAAGAACAGCAUUCCAUGGACUGGGACGCUGAUGAGAUUGAUACCUCUCAAGAUCCCGAACUCAUCCCGAUUACCUCCUCAGCCUGCCCUGACAGAAUCACCUUCCCAACCCCUCCGUCCUCCAUGCCAACAGAGCCUCCGCCCAAACCCUCCCUCCAUGACCACAUCAGGGCCAACUCCCAAUUCAUCCAUGCCAUGACGAGACUUCACUCAUUACCAGACUCCGCCCGACUCGCACAUCGAGACGUCUCCCUCACUCUGAGGGAUUCAUUCUCGAGCGGCGUUAAACAUCUCCUUGGAUAUCUCGGCAGUCGUUUGGAUUCUAACGAUGCGUUGCCAUGGAAACUGCUGCAGGAUGCAAUUAGAGGGAUUGUGAGGACGCUGGAUUGUUGCAGGAUGAUGGAGGCUAGACGGGAACUGAUCAAGGAUGGGGAGAGGCUGGCGCAGGAGGUGCUGAGAUUAAUCAUGUAUGAUGAUCAUUUGAAUAAGUGUUUCAGGAAGCAGCAGCUUUGCUCACUACUUGUCAGCCUGUCAUCAUCCCAAGAACUCAUUCCUGUAAUUUUGAAUUCCGCCAUCACCCACAUCGAAACUGUAGCCCUCAUGUUACGCCAGUCCCUCUCACAUGGAAGCUUCGAACCACUCCUCUCUGAGAAUAGCUCCUACCUACUGUCAGUGAUGGAAGAUGUUCUGCUGUCUCCACGGACUGGUUCAUCCACAUGCAAGGGGGUGGACGGAUUGAGGAGGGGCAAAAUAGCUGGAUGGAUAGAGAGACUUGAAGAAAGUUUGUUGCAUAUCUCGGAGGAUUUCCCGCUAUUUGCUCAACAUGUGUGGAAGGUCGUCAGUAUUCUAGAGUGGAUCAGAACUUUACAAACUGAAAUUGAAAUUCAAUAAAGGACAUGAGAUUGAGCUGUUACUCAUAUUGUAGACAUGCAUCUUUUAAAGCCAUUGGACACUUUCGGUAAACAGUAUUGUCCAAAGGCCCACACUUCGUGUAUCACAACUUAUAU
Molecule: messenger RNA, 1592 nt
Organism: Asterias rubens (European starfish)
Lineage: Eukaryota; Metazoa; Echinodermata; Asteroidea; Forcipulatida; Asteriidae
Product: meiosis-specific protein MEI4-like
Exons: 5
Coding region: 337-1476 (379 amino acids)
Biological process (GO): DNA recombination; spermatogenesis; meiotic DNA double-strand break formation
Cellular component (GO): lateral element
Source: RefSeq, a predicted model, not a curated record